Molecule: messenger RNA, 1128 nt
Organism: Vigna angularis (adzuki bean)
Lineage: Eukaryota; Viridiplantae; Streptophyta; Magnoliopsida; Fabales; Fabaceae
Product: transcriptional regulator SUPERMAN
Exons: 2
Coding region: 319-969 (216 amino acids)
Source: RefSeq, a predicted model, not a curated record
UUCUGUUCAAAGUCACUCAAGUGCAACAGUAUGAGCAUAACCUGCCAUAUGCCAGAGCUUUCGAGGAUCAGGCAAAAGGGAAAUACCACUUUCACACAGUUCCUCCAAUAUAUGUGUUAAGCAAUAUCCAAAUACAGUAGCUACAGGCAGUGGCAGAUGAAGUACACCUGCAGAUAGAGAUCUUCCCUUAACGCCUCAGUACCUGAUGCUAAGCUUCAAUAUGAACCCAUUCUCGGAUCAGUUUCUCUCACUCUCUCAUCUGUGAACUCUCUUAAUUGUUACAGAUUUGGAUGAAAAUUACAUUAUAAAGAAAGCUCCAUGGAAGGAAACUAUCUGAACAGAAAUAGUACUACUACUCCACAGAGAGAAGAUAGCUUUGGCUUUGAGGAGCAUACAUGGGGAAAUUCAUGGCCUGCUAGAAACUAUGCUUGUAGCUUUUGCAAGAGAGAGUUUAGGUCUGCUCAAGCAUUGGGGGGACACAUGAAUGUUCACAGAAGGGAUAGGGCUAGAUUGAGAUCAUCCUUGUCUUCAUGGGUUUCUGAAUGCCCUAAACCUAACCCUAGCACUAAACCUAAUAACCCAACUCUUCUUCCAACAUCUUCUUCACCAUCUCCUUUAUCUGAUCAGUCUUUGAACUGUCCACAUCCUUCUCCACUUUGCACUCCUUGUCUCACUUUGUCUUCUGCACCACCCUUCCCAGGUUCUACCAGUGGAGACAAGAAACCAAGACUCACACCUUCUCAUUCUCAGUCUCCUCUUUUGAGUCCUCAAAGCUGCGAAAUUAAGAUGAUGUUGAUGACAAGUAGCAACACAAGGAAUGAUGAGGAAAUGAAGGGCUGUGUGGAGGAGGAGGAGGAGCACAAGGGUUUCAAGGACAAUGAGCAAAACAUUACUUUGGAAUUAGGAAUAGGGUUGAUUAAACACCAAGAGGAGAAGUUAGACUUGGAGCUUCGACUUGGGCAUUUCUAGCCAGGUGCAAUUUUACCAAACUGAUCAAUGUAUGCCCAACAUUUCAAGUAAUUUGCAACUUCAAAUUUGUUUAAAUUUCUUGCACCAGUAAUUCAGGAAUCUAUUCAAGCUGCAGUUUUACAUUGUAUGUGUUAAUUCUACUUUUCAAGUUCUUAAUCA